Cebus imitator (Panamanian white-faced capuchin) is the source of this 2120-nucleotide messenger RNA. It is a transcript of the gene TMEM116, whose product is annotated as transmembrane protein 116. Gene Ontology annotation, cellular component: plasma membrane. NCBI's taxonomy places the organism in Eukaryota, Metazoa, Chordata, Mammalia, Primates, Cebidae. Gene Ontology annotation, molecular function: G protein-coupled receptor activity. Gene Ontology annotation, biological process: adenylate cyclase-activating G protein-coupled receptor signaling pathway. The transcript is spliced from 12 exons. The record is from RefSeq and is a predicted model, not a curated record. Bases 781 to 1794 code for a protein of 337 amino acids.
UUGCAAUUGCGCCACUGCACUCCGGCCUGGGUGACAGUGAGACUUAGUCUGGAAAAAAAAAAAAAAAAAAAUUAUUUGCUUAUUGUAAAGACGCAGAGGUAGCCAGCCCCGAUCAGGAGUGUCAGAGGAAGUUGUAGAAAGGAGGUGACUUUUUAAGUUGGAUCUUGAAAGAAGAGGGGGCAUGCAUGAGGCAAAGAGAAACAGGACAUUUUUAGCAACGGGAAAAUCAUGCACAGGCAUGUUGGGGAACUGGUUGAGAUGAAUCUGUGUAAAGGUGAACUGGGGCAGCAGCUGCUGCCACCCUUUUUUCUUUUUUUUUUUUUUUUAAUACUACUGAGCUUCUGUGGAGCAGAUUCAAAAGGGUCUCACCAAGCUAAAAGGUUUGGAGUCAUCAGAAGUUUUAACUAGGAGAGUGAUUUUACAUUUGUGUGGAGAAACAUCAUUCAGGUCAGCCUGGGCAACGUUGUGAAACCUCAUCUCUACAGAGAACAUCUUGCAGAAGUCCACAUGGCAAGGAACUGACUGAAGCCUUUGGGUAACAGCUAGGAACUGAGGCCCUAAGUCUAAUAGCCCUCAUAGAACUGAAUUACAGCAAUGACAUCUGCUUGGGACCAAAUUCUUCCCUAUUUGAACCUUCAAAUGAGAGAUACUCUACAUGUGGCCAGUAUCUUGAUUAUAGCCUUUUGAGAGACCCUGAAGCAGAGGAUCCAGUUAAGCCAUGCUGUGAACUUCUGACCCACAGAAACUAUUUUACCUGCAAUACAGUGGAUACAAUUUGUCAUGGCUACUCUGAGUGUUAUAGGUUCAAGUUCACUUAUUGCCUAUGCAGUAUUCCAGAAUGUACAGAAAUCUCCAGAGAUAAGAGCACUUUUUUGCCUGAGCUUCUGUGACCUGCUCCUGGGACUUUGCUGGCUCACAGAGACACUUCUCUAUGGAGCUUCAGUAGCAAAUAAGGACAUCAUCUGCUAUAACCUACAAGCAGUUGGACAGGUAUUCUACAUUUCUUCAUUUCUCUGCACCGUCAAUUACAUCUGGUAUUUGUACACAGAGCUGAGGAUGAAACACACCCAGAGUGGACAGAGCCCAUCUCCACUGGUGAUAGAUUAUACUUGUCGAGUUGGUCAAAUGGCCCUCAUUUUCUCAAGCCUGAUACCUCUGCUAUUGAUGACACCUGUAUUCUGUCUGGGCAAUACUAGUGAAUGUUUCCAAAACUUCAGCCAGAGCCACAAGUGUAUCCUGAUGCACUCACCACCAUCAUCCAUGGCUGAACUCCUACCUUCUUCCAACACAUCUGUCUGUGGCAUACUUUAUUUUUAUGGUAUCACCAUUUUCCUGGGCAGCUUUGUACUCAGCCUCCUUACGAUUAUGGUCUUACUUAUCCAAGCCCAGACAUUGUAUAAGAAGUUUGUGAAGUCAUCUGGCUUUCUGGGGAGUGAACAGUGGGCAGUGAUUCACAUUAUGGACCAGAGAGUGCGCUUCUACCCAGUGGCCUUCUUUUGCUGCUGGGGCCCAGCUGUCAUUCUGAUGAUCAUAAAGCUGACUAAGCCACAGGACACCAAGCUUCACAUGGCUCUUUAUGUUCUCCAGGCUCUAACGGCAACAUCCCAGGGUCUACUCAACUGUGGAGUAUAUGGCUGGACACAGCACAAAUUCCACCAACUAAAGCAGGAGGCUCAGCGUGAUGCAGAUACCCAGACACCGUUAUUAUGCUCACAGAAGAGAUUCUAUAGCAGGGGCUUAAAGUCACUGGAAUCCACCCUUACUUUUCCUACCAGUACUUCCACCAUUCUUUGAAACUACAAUAUUGGAACAUCCAGGAACUGGAGUUAUUCUACACUAAUGGAUUGGAAAGAAUUUUGGGAAAGGACAUCUUAAAUCUUUUCUAACUAUGCUCUGAACUGCAGAACUGAAAGGAAAUAUAGUGCUAUUGUUAGUAGUCAUUCUAAAUGAAUUGGUAGUAUCUCUCCAGUUAUUCCCAGAUUCACUAGUGAUCUUUAAAGUCUCCUCUGUCCAGGGAGAGGAAGACACUUUUCAUCUCAGAGAUAGACUCAUGUUACCUUGAUAUAGAUUAGAUUUGUCUAAGUCUCUUCUAGAAAAAAUAAAUUUCAGAUUAUUAUUUA